Lachancea sp. 'fantastica' is the source of this 1266-nucleotide messenger RNA. The record is from the annotation of a GenBank genome assembly. NCBI's taxonomy places the organism in Eukaryota, Fungi, Ascomycota, Saccharomycetes, Saccharomycetales, Saccharomycetaceae.
AUGGAGGCGCUCAAUAUACCGCCGCCCGUGGCUGAUUGGCUAUUCAAAGUAACGCAACCGUACUACGAUGCCAGGACAACGUUUAGGGACGUGAUGUAUACGUUGAGUGAAUUCCGCAACGUAAGACCUCGCACAAAAGUCUUCACAGACUCCCAGGGUAAAGCUCAGCUGCUGCUUUGUCUGUAUGGACGAUUUCAGAGCGAUCGGGUCUCCGUGCCAGUGCUAAUAUGGAUUCCAAAAGAGUACCCGAUUUUGGCGCCUUACAUAUUCGUGGACUUCGAUGCACUGCAAGACGAAACAAUAAUUCCAGGGGGCAUUGUGAACUCUAGUGGACGGUUCCAAUUGCCCCUACUGGACAGCUGGAGUCCGGACUCUUGCUGUUUGCGAGAUCUGGCCUUUUUGCUCGCGUCGAUGAUCCUCGAAAAUCCGCCUCUUGUCAAUCUAGAGCCAGAGUUUGCACAGAGUCCUCCCUUGCCAGAACGCAUUGGCUUGCCGAAGUUGCCUAAUACCGUAAAUUCAUCAGGUUCAGAGGAGAUUGAUCAAGUUAGCCGAACCAUGGAACACGUCAAACUUGAAGAUGCGGCACCGAUGCUGCCUCCAAAACCACCUUCUGCAGUUCCUUCUUCGGUGCCAUCAGCACUGGACUCCGCAAAUCAGUCUGGCGUGCAAUCCGCCGCGCAAUCUGUAUCUCCUGUCCGGCCACCUCAACCUGCAUUGGAACUUCCAAACAUUAUGGAUCUUGACGCUGGUAGUCAACACAUCUCAAGCUAUGACAAUGCAUUGAGCCACUUACGUCGUCUUGUGGUGGCUCUUGCCAAAGAAGAUCGGCAAAAUGUCGAAGAAACACUGCGCACCCGAAUGUUCGCUGUUCAGAACGCUACAGCCCAGUUCGAAAACAUAUGUGACCAAGAAAAGACUGCAUUGGAUCAGAAAGAGGCAUUUGUGCUCGAGAGACAUGCGUCAGUCUCGGCUGGUUUGGAAACAGUUCGUAAACAGCUCGAUAAGGCGCAAUACUACAUGCAAAACUAUGGGCCUGCGUGUGACUUGGGCUCGAUGCUGGCGCCAGAGGCUGCUGGCGUCAAGCAGCUGCGACACCUAGUGGCCCAGGAUCAUGCCGUCACGGACACUAUCAACGCCUUGGGUAGAAUGGUUAACCAAAACAUCCUGGCUCCGGAUGUAUUUUUGCGAAAAGUCCGGUCCCUGGCGCGCGACCAGUUUCUCUUACGCUUACACAUGAACAAAAUAACGACAAGAGUCUACAGUUAA